CAGGUCCACUACAUCCUCACAAGUUGCAACUACUCACAUUUAUCUUGAUCUUUACCACAAUGGCCAUUGAAACGCUCUCCCCCCGCGACGUCACCGGCACGCUCAGCUACUUCGCGGGCAAAGACGCCUAUUACUACGUCGGCGAGCCGCCCGCGGGCGUGCCUCGGUCGAACAUAGAGGAGAAUCUGAGGCCGUACGAGGUCACGAUUCACGAUACGCGUGGAAAAGAGGACGCGUUCUCGCUCGACACCACGGGGUUCGCGUUUGUUCGCUUGCCGAGCGAGGAGAGGGAGUUCAAAGAUGAGGAGGCGAUCAGGGGCGGGUAUUAUAAGGAGAUCGAGGAGCUGUUGAAGGCGCAGACGGGCGCGAAGAGGGUUUUUGUGUUUGACCACACUGUCAGGCGACCUCCGACGCCAGAGUCUCUGGCUGACAAGAGCUACAGGGGACCUUCGGUAGGCAUAAGUGUUACCUGUAGGUCUGAGGUUGGCGUGAUCACUUACUGCCUGCACUUGCAGCGCUGGGUCCACGGCGAUCAGACAACCCAGGCCGCCAUCCAUCGCGUCUACGAUCACAUGGGUGCCGACGCCGACCGCCUCAUCAAAGGCCGCUGGCGCAUCAUCAACGUCUGGAGACCUAUCGAAAACCCAGUCGCACACGACCCGCUCGUGCUCGGCGACUGGAGGACGCUCAACACCGCCACGGACAUCGCGCCCAUGCGGCUCAUCUACCCGCACAAGGUCGGCGGCACGCUCACCGUGCGGUACAGCGCCGCGCACCGCUUCCACUAUCUCUCGGGGCAGACGCCGGACGAGGUGACGCUGAUCAAGUGCUUCGACUCGCAGGACGGCGUCGCGCGCUUGGCGCCGCACACGUCGUUCAAGGACAAGACGAGUCCAUCGGACGCGCCGCAGAGGCAGUCGAUCGAGGUUAGGGCGUUGGUGUUUGACCUCGAGUGAGCGGGUGAAGGACUUUAUGUUGGCGAGAGAGGACUGGUGCCUGUAGCUGUUUUGAUGAUGCAAUGAAAUGAGAUUCGUGCCGGUUCAGUAUCUCUGAGAUGAACCUAUGUGGAGAUUCUAUGCCAAUUUGAAGGGAAUAUUCGAGACUUGAAGUUUGAUCGGCGUUGCAGUGGAAGGUUAGCGGGGACUCGGCGUGUGGUCGUUGGAUUAUGGAGUGACAGUCGAUGAUUGAGGAUGGCAACGUGGAGCGAGCUAUAAUGCCGUCUGUUGGAAGCGGGCAUUGUGAUAUUGUGACUGUAUCAUGAGGAUACAGAGGUGUUUCAGGUGGUUUUACGCCGAGGGUCUUGCUAGUACCACUUUCACUUAACAGCGCCAGAUGGUCACAAUAGAUCGUCUGUCAAUGUAGAUAUCAUCCGACCUCCAGCCCUCCCUCUCCGCCGCAUCCAGCCACUUCUGACCCUUGCGUCUCGCCGCGUCCAGUGCGACGCGGUGCAGCGGCACGCAGAACGGCCACUCGUGCUCGUCGGAGACA
Messenger RNA from Coniophora puteana RWD-64-598 SS2, 1488 nucleotides. RefSeq lists its product as uncharacterized. Gene Ontology annotation, molecular function: oxidoreductase activity. The record is from RefSeq and is a predicted model, not a curated record. The coding region runs from base 60 to 956 and encodes 298 amino acids. The transcript has 4 exons. Lineage: Eukaryota; Fungi; Basidiomycota; Agaricomycetes; Boletales; Coniophoraceae.